AUGUUAUCAAGUAUUAUUUUCCUUCGAACUGUUACUUUUCACAAACUAGCAUUCCAUUCAAGGUUUAAACAUAUCAGCACAGAAAAAUCCGUUGAACUAAAGCGUACACUAUCGACGGAUUUACCACAGUCUGCACCACCUUCUACUAGAAAAUCAUUUAAAACAACGCGUUCAAAAUUGGAAGGAGAACAACGUGAUUUAAAUCUUAAACAAUUAAAAUCAAAUGGUUGGCAAAUUGUCGAUAAUCAUGAUGCAAUAAAAAAAGAUUUUGAAUUUGAAAAUUUUAAUCAAGCAUUUGCAUUUAUGACACGUAUUGCAUUACUAGCCGAAAAACUUAAUCAUCAUCCUGAAUGGUCAAAUGUGUAUAAUAAAGUCAAUGUAACGUUAACUACGCACGAUCUCAAAGGUAUAUCAACAUAUGAUGUUCAAAUGGCAUCAUUUAUGGAUGAAAUACAUUCAUUACAUAAGAAAAAAUAA
Molecule: messenger RNA, 477 nt
Organism: Didymodactylos carnosus
Lineage: Eukaryota; Metazoa; Rotifera; Eurotatoria; Philodinida; Philodinidae
Source: the annotation of a GenBank genome assembly